Molecule: messenger RNA, 1246 nt
Organism: Parastagonospora nodorum SN15
Lineage: Eukaryota; Fungi; Ascomycota; Dothideomycetes; Pleosporales; Phaeosphaeriaceae
Exons: 3
Coding region: 156-866 (236 amino acids)
Biological process (GO): riboflavin biosynthetic process
Molecular function (GO): riboflavin synthase activity
Source: RefSeq, a predicted model, not a curated record
CAUUUUCAGAACUCGUGGAUGCAGUUUCCAAGCAGUCUUACUGUGCUACAGACGAGGCUCCCCGCAGUCAACUUCCGUUCCGAUUUCCUCCAAUUCCGAGGUUCGCGACUAGCUUCACCCCGCCAUCGUUCCUGCAUCACCAAGACGAAUUCACCAUGUUUACCGGCCUAGUUGAAACGAUUGGCACUGUUGCUGCCCUCGAGGAGCUCGACAAGACAGCCUCCGGAGGCGGCGGCACGUCGUUGACCAUCUCCGACUGCGAGGACAUUUUGGGAGAUGCGCACUUGGGCGACAGUAUCAGCGUCAACGGAACAUGUCUCACGGUUACCGAAUUCAACAAAACUUCAUUCAAGAUAGGAUGUGCUCCAGAAACACUACGGCGCACAAAUCUUGGCUCCCUCAAGCAGGGCUCCAAGGUGAACCUUGAGCGCGCUGUGUCUGCCAAUACCCGUAUGGGCGGGCAUUUCGUGCAAGGACACGUCGAUACCAUCGCAACCAUCGAGUCUGUCACACCUGACGGCAACGCUCUCACCUUCCGCUUCAAGCCACGAGACCCAGCUGUCCUUCGCUACAUCGUCGAGAAGGGUUACGUCACCAUAGACGGAGCAAGCUUGACUGUCACGAAAGUGCAGGAUGGCUCAGACGGCUGGUGGGAGGUUAUGCUCAUUGCUUACACCCAAGAGAAAGUCGUCACGGCAAGCAAGAAGCCUGGCGAGGCUGUCAAUGUGGAAGUGGACCAGGUUGGCAAAUAUGUCGAGAAGAGCGUGGCUGGCUAUUUUGAAGGUUCUGCGAAUGGUGAAUUCGCGAUACUGGAAAAGAUGGUAUCAAAGCUGGUCGACGAAAGGCUCAAAGCAUUAGGCAAAUAGGUCCAAGACGAUGGGCUGCGAAGCAAGGUGAAGGUCACUUUGCCUCAGGACGCAGGCGCCAUGAUCUGAGCAUGGGCGACACAGGACUGUUUUCAUCAUCUGAAACAUGGGCCGAGCCGUCGUUCGCAACCUGGACGAAUCGUGUGCCAUAUCGCUUAGAUCGGCCAUAUUAGGCGUCGAAGUCGUCGCCUGAGUGGUGAUGUUUAGGGUGGUUGGGCGUACCAACAUGGGGGCGCAGACAUAUAGAAGUGAGGCGCAGCAGCCCUGCUUUGGAGUCAACAUAUAUAUAUUUGAUUGCUAUCGAGCUUGAGUGGGAACUGCUCAGUUUCUUAGUUGACUCCUCUAUCCAAAGAACAACUAGUUCGCACAAAGUCAUACGC